AACCACACAAAUCAAAUCCCCCGCCAUAACCAGCAAACUUGACACAGAAAGCAGUUACUACAACAACAAUGGCUUCCAUUACCUUUCUUCUCUCUCCACCAAAGCCACACAAUUCACUAUUCUUCUCUCCUUUAUUUACAACACUUGGAAAAACUUGUUCGUCCUAUUCUUUCACGACGAAAUCGCUAUCAGUUUCAGCUUCUUCGAGAGCAUUAGAAGCAUUGAUAUUUGAUUGUGAUGGCGUUAUAUUGGAAUCAGAACACCUUCAUCGACAAGCUUAUAACGAUGCUUUCACUCAUUUCAAUGUGCGUUGCCCUUCUUCUGAUCAUGAUCAUGAUGGAUUGCUCAAUUGGAGCCUCGAGUUCUAUGAUGUGUUGCAGAAUCAAAUUGGUGGUGGCAAACCCAAAAUGCGAUGGUAUUUUAAGGAACAUGGAUGGCCAACUUCGACAAUCUUUCAGAAUCCUCCGGAGGAUGACAACGAUAGAGCUAAGCUCAUUGAUACUCUUCAAGAUUGGAAGACUGAGAGGUACAAACAGAUAAUCAAAUCCGGAACUGUUAAGCCGAGACCAGGAGUUUUAAGAUUGAUGGAUGAAGCCAAAGCUGCAGGCAAGAUGCUCGCUGUCUGCUCUGCUGCAACCAAAAGUUCAGUUAUACUGUGUCUUGAGAAUCUUAUAGGACUUGAUCGGUUCCAUGGUCUUGAUUGCUUCCUUGCAGGUGAUGACGUGAAAGAAAAAAAGCCUGAUCCUUCAAUAUACAUUACAGCUGCCAAGAAACUUGGCGUCUCGGAAAGCAAUUGUUUGGUGGUGGAGGAUAGUGUCAUCGGGCUACAGGCAGCAACUGGUGCUGGAAUGUCGUGUGUGAUAACUUACACUUCAUCUACUGCGGAUCAGGAUUUCAAAGAAGCCAUAGCAAUCUAUCCUGACUUGAGUGAUGUUAGAUUUAAUGAUUUAGAGUCACUUCUUCAAGAUGUUGUGGUAACAAAGUAGGAUAGGGGGCCGAGUCCAUUAUACUAGAGUGCUGAAACAGCAGAUUUGUUGGCAUCUGAAAAGAAGGUUUUGCCAAGCUAUUUCAAGUCCCUGGUUGUGUAGUUAGAGGUUCUUUGUAUCCUUUUUGUUCCAAAAUAAACUGUUCAUAAUUAUUCAUUUGUGUGAAAUAACAGUUAUCACUUCCAUUUGUAAUACUUAAAUUCUCUGUAUAUGUCAAUAUAAUCUCAGUUACAAGCA
This is a messenger RNA of Lycium barbarum (goji berry), 1223 nucleotides long. Its product is annotated as haloacid dehalogenase-like hydrolase domain-containing protein At4g39970. Bases 69 to 986 code for a protein of 305 amino acids. Gene Ontology annotation, molecular function: hydrolase activity. The transcript has 11 exons. Lineage: Eukaryota; Viridiplantae; Streptophyta; Magnoliopsida; Solanales; Solanaceae. The record is from RefSeq and is a predicted model, not a curated record.